AGUCGGGGGUGCGGGGCUGUGACCUAGAGGCUUCGGUGUCGAUCCCCGAGGUGUUCGCGCGCGCCAGCUGUCCUCGCGGCCGCCUGCGCGCUGGCCGCCUGCGCGCUGCCAGCCCGCCCGCCCGCCAGGGGCUCCGCCGCCCUCGCCUCGGCCUCGUUAGCCCGCCAGGAGCCCCGCAGCUCCUCCGGGAGCCCGCUGGUAACUCGCGUCCCUCGCGCUUCUCCGGCGCCUGAGGGGCCCGCCUCGGGCCAUGGUGCUCUCCCAGGAGGAGCCGGACUCCGCGCGGGGCACGAGCGAGGCGCAGCCGCUCGGCCCCGCGCCCACGGGGGCCGCUCUGCCGCCCGGCCCGGGACCCUCGGACAGCCCCGAGGCGGCUGUCGAGAAGGUGGAGGUGGAGCUGGCGGGGCCGGCGACCGCGGAGCCCCAUGAGCCCCCCGAACCCCCCGAGGGCGGCUGGGGCUGGCUGGUGAUGCUGGCGGCCAUGUGGUGCAACGGGUCGGUGUUCGGCAUCCAGAACGCUUGCGGGGUGCUCUUCGUGUCCAUGCUGAAAACCUUCGGCUCCAAAGACGAUGACAAGAUGGUCUUUAAGACAGCAUGGGUAGGUUCUCUCUCCAUGGGGAUGAUUUUCUUUUGCUGCCCAAUAGUCAGCGUCUUCACAGACCUAUUUGGUUGUCGGAAAACAGCUGUCGUGGGUGCUGCUGUUGGAUUUGUUGGGCUCAUGUCCAGUUCUUUUGUAAGUUCCAUCGAGCCUCUGUACCUUACCUAUGGAAUCAUAUUUGCCUGCGGCUGCUCCUUUGCAUACCAGCCUUCAUUGGUCAUUUUGGGACACUAUUUCAAGAAGCGCCUUGGACUGGUGAAUGGCAUUGUCACUGCUGGCAGCAGUGUCUUCACAAUCCUGCUGCCUUUGCUCUUAAGGGUUCUGAUUGACAGCGUGGGCCUCUUUUACACAUUGAGGGUGCUCUGCAUCUUCAUGUUUGUUCUCUUUCUGGCUGGCUUUACUUACCGACCUCUUGCUACCAGUACCAAAGAUAAAGAGAGUGGAGGUAGCGGAUUCUCCCUCUUUUCCAGGAAAAAGUUCAGUCCUCCAAAAAAAAUUUUCAAUUUUGCCAUCUUCAAGGUGACAGCUUAUGCAGUGUGGGCAGUUGGAAUACCACUUGCACUUUUUGGAUACUUUGUGCCUUAUGUUCACUUGAUGAAACAUGUAAAUGAAAGAUUUCAAGAUGAAAAAAAUAAAGAGGUUGUUCUCAUGUGCAUUGGCGUCACUUCAGGAGUUGGACGACUGCUCUUUGGCCGGAUUGCAGAUUAUGUGCCUGGUGUGAAGAAGGUUUAUCUACAGGUACUCUCCUUUUUCUUCAUUGGUCUGAUGUCCAUGAUGAUUCCUCUGUGUAGCAUCUUUGGGGCCCUCAUUGCUGUGUGCCUCAUCAUGGGUCUCUUCGAUGGAUGCUUCAUUUCCAUUAUGGCUCCCAUAGCCUUUGAGUUAGUUGGUGCCCAGGAUGUCUCCCAAGCAAUUGGAUUUCUGCUCGGAUUCAUGUCUAUACCCAUGACUGUUGGCCCACCCAUUGCAGGGUUACUUCGUGACAAACUGGGCUCCUAUGAUGUGGCAUUCUACCUCGCUGGAGUCCCUCCCCUUAUUGGAGGUGCUGUGCUUUGUUUUAUCCCAUGGAUCCAUAGUAAGAAGCAAAGAGAGAUCAGUAAAACCACUGGAAAAGAAAAGAUGGAGAAAAUGUUGGAAAACCAGAACUCUCUGCUGUCAAGUUCAUCUGGAAUGUUCAAGAAAGAAUCUGACUCUAUUAUUUAAUAUCUUACAUACCUCCACCAGACUGGACUUGCUUUUUGAAUUUUAAGCAAGUUUCCUUUCCUUUUAUACAAAUUGCAAAUUUCAUAUUUUUUUAAUGACAUCCUAGAAAUAGCACAAUAAUUGGGAAAUAGAACCCUUAUCACUAGAAGAACCAUUUUCUGCUACUAAAUAUCUCUGAUGUUUCCAUGAGUCUGAGGGCAGAGACUCUGGUAUAUGAAAACAUGUCUGAAAGUCACAUAUUGUGAAAAUUUGAAGCUAUCUCAGUAAAAAGCAGCUUUGGAAACUGUGAAUGAUCUUUAGCUUGUACAAAUGUUUAAAAAUACCUCAGGCUAUACUGAAAGGGUUGCAGUUUGGUUAGGAGUGGAAAUAUUUUGUUUGUUAAUGAUGUCUUCAGUUCUGGUACCUCUGUUUUACUUUCUUAUGCUCUUUGGAAACUUUUUGCAAAAUUUAAGCCUGGGUUCUAGAUAAUACCAGAUCUACCUAAACCUCAAGUCUAUGUUAAAGUUGCUUUCCUGCUGUUAAAUAAGCUAUGAUAUUAAGAUAUUCUGACUUGCUCCAGUGUCAAGGGACCUUCUGGGAGCAGGUGCUAACAAAGUGUUCAGAAUCAAUAUGUGAGAUGAAAAGGAUCCUCUCCAGGAGGAUCCUGAGCUGUUCAGAAAUCAUUUAAGUUUACAGCAUUGUUCCCUUUGCGUUUGCAGUGUGUUUUACUCAAGUAGCCAGAAACACCCCACGUUUCUGAAUUUGUUUAAACUGUAACAAUAAAGUAAAAUAGAAUGCAUGAAAGAUA
Pan troglodytes (chimpanzee) is the source of this 2585-nucleotide messenger RNA. It is a transcript of the gene SLC16A10, whose product is annotated as solute carrier family 16 member 10. Gene Ontology annotation, cellular component: basolateral plasma membrane. Gene Ontology annotation, biological process: transmembrane transport. NCBI's taxonomy places the organism in Eukaryota, Metazoa, Chordata, Mammalia, Primates, Hominidae. Bases 251 to 1798 code for a protein of 515 amino acids. Gene Ontology annotation, molecular function: transmembrane transporter activity. The transcript is spliced from 6 exons. The record is from RefSeq and is a predicted model, not a curated record.